This is a messenger RNA of Sinocyclocheilus grahami, 441 nucleotides long. Its product is annotated as protein LSM14 homolog A-like. Gene Ontology annotation, cellular component: P-body. The record is from RefSeq and is a predicted model, not a curated record. Bases 1 to 441 code for a protein of 146 amino acids. Gene Ontology annotation, molecular function: mRNA binding. Lineage: Eukaryota; Metazoa; Chordata; Actinopteri; Cypriniformes; Cyprinidae. The transcript has 4 exons. Gene Ontology annotation, biological process: P-body assembly; cytoplasmic stress granule assembly.
AUGUUGAAGUCCUUUGGCACUGAAGAUCGUCCCACGGACAGACCGAUCCCUCCUCGGGAUGACGUCUUUGAGUACAUUAUAUUCAGAGGAAGUGACAUCAAAGACCUGACGGUGUGCGAGCCUCCCAAACCCACCUGCAACCUUCCUCAGGAUCCCGCCAUCGUGCAGUCCUCUCUGGCAUCCACCGCCGGCCCCACGGCUCCUUCCUUCCAGUCGUAUGCCCCGUUCAGUCGGGCCCCGUACAGCCAGUUCAGCUCCAGCCCGCUGGUACCCCAGCCGUUCGGAGCGGCGGUCACGGGUGGAAGCAGCUCAGGUCCUGCGUUCGGUAGCGAGGCGAGCACUACUGCCCCUCUGUCCCAGAGCUCUGCUCUUCCCCCGCACUCUCGCUCGCUGAGUGCUACCAAACCCAAAGGUAACCCGAGAACCGAUGCUAACGUGUGA